CAUAAUGCCCUUGCUAUUGGUUUGGGGGUUUCUUUUUCCCCUUCAAAAGAGACAUUCACAUAUAGAGCAAAUAUAGAAAACUCCCAAGUUCAGAGCAUUGUGGCUAUUGGGGAACGUCUUUGUUAUUGUGUAUUUUCUGCAGCUGAAGCAGCACAAUAUCUUAAGUCAGUUGCUUUGUUGUCACCUCAUAAUUUAAGUUUGAACUGAGUCUUGUCAAACUUCAGAAACAUGGAAUAAAGAGCAGAAGCACUGAACAAUUUUGAACAGAAUGCAGGAGCUACGUAAGUUUUAUUUUGCUACAACUCCAUAUAGCCCUUUGUUGGCUCUUAGUAAAUACAUGGAACCUCAUUUCAUUUAAGCAGCUGCAGUUUUGGCUACAUGGCUGACAGGUGAUGCCAAAUAUGGAUUCUGAGGGAAUCCAUAUAUGAGGCUCCUGCAGUGCCUGAAGAACUGUGCCCAUACCAUCCUGACUGCAGGGGGGUGACAUGAACUUACCAAUCUCUGCAUAGAUGACAUCAUUUUCAGUCUCCUCCACAUUCACUGUUGAUGUAAAGCCAGUUGAGGGCCUGGUAGACUUAUAUUUUUCUGCAAAUUGUAAAAGAAAAACACGUGUGUAUACCUGUAUCAGUUUUUCUUAAGAGGGAAGUAAGCAGUUUCAUGGUAUUUUUUGAAUAUUUGGAGACCUCAGAUAAUGUUAUUUUCAUGAUAAAUAUUGCUCUUUAACCAAGGGCAUUUUAAUAGAUUUUAAUAGAUUUUAAUAGAUUUCUCUUUCCAACGAGAUCUGAUUCCUUCCAGUGUUUCUGUGUAUUACAUUAGAUGUUGCUUUGUUACUCCCAUCCCAGACCUGCCAUCCAAAACAGGGUAGAAGUUUUGCCUUAUCAAUGUUAAGUUGCCAGUGCUGGUUGAGAGGAGACUUGACAACAUCCUAAAUCACCAAGAGCUACUCUGUUGGUAAGGUGAUGUGUACACACUAAAGUAUAUUGACAACAUAAAUGAAAAUGAAAGAGACAUUCAGAUAACUCACUUGCUUUAUAUGAAGGAAUUAUGAAAAAUGGAAUUGCCAGAGCAAAUCCUAUUACGAGUAGUAGCAGGAUCAGCCCAAGAGAAAUUAUCAGGCCCUGAGAAUGGCUUCUCUCUUCUGCCAAAAAGAAGAAAAAAGUAUUUAUGCAAUGAAAUGUUUUGUAUUUUAAGUAUUUUCUGUGCAUUAAAAUCAAGGUCUUUGGAAUUUCUUUCAGCUUUUGGAUUAACUGUGGUUAAUGUAAGUGCUCAGGAGAGUCCCAAGGGCACUGUUCCCCAGCUUGCUGGUGCCAGGAGUCUCUCUCCUAGGACCAGAGAGACAAAUAAAACCAGACUCUCCCCAAGGUGGACCAGGGGUCUCUUGUAAAAGUGAGUCUUUUACAGUCAUUCUUCAUGGGCACUUCAACUUCUCCUGUCUAGGCUGCGUGGAAUUCUGUGGGUUUGCAUGCAUUUGAAAAACUAAAAUUAUUUUUUUGUCGUAAAAAAUUAUAUUUUGAACAUGAUAUUGCAGGAACAAAAUAUCUAGCUAAAAAACUUGGAUCAUGACAGCAUUCUGAACUUUAUAUGGUCCCUGUUUGUCAGUGGUAACUCUUUUAUGCUUACCUGCUAAUGUGAAGUUGAAACUGUUGCUGUAUUUCAUACUAUUGGGAAAACUAUUAUUAGCUUUGCAUUUAUAGGUUCCAGAGUCAGUAGAGGAAUUGACAAAUAGAAAAAUCACAGCUGCUUCCCUCUCAUGCAUCAUCACUGGGGGAGAGAUACUUUGUUUUCCCUUGAAGAAUAUGUAAGUGAUGGGAAGAGAUCCAUUCUCGGAGAAACAAGACAGGGUCACGUUCUGGCCUUUCGUUGUGUGAGAGGUGGGUGAGCUCAGCACUGGUUUGGAAAUUGGCUCUGACAAAAGAAAACUUAAAAGGCUCAAUCACUGAGUACAGGACAAGCUCCAAGCAAGACUCAGAGUUAAGCAGCAAAAUGAGGUGAGCAUCGAGGAUGGAGGGUUGGUGAGCCAGGGCAGGGCAGCACUGCUGACUCCUGAGGGAAUAACAGCCAUCUGCAGUAAAGGUCAGCUCCUCAGGCAAGACUGUGCCCCUAAAAUAAAGAGUGCUGGGAAGGUGCCCAGCCAGACAUACCUAUAAGGGUGAAGUUGAGGCUGUUGCUGUAUUUUCCAUCACUGGAGGUGUUGUGCUCAGCUUUGCAUUUGUAGGGACCCAGGUCGCUGGCAGAGCUGAUUGUCAAGGUAAACAAUGCAGGGGUCGAGUCUGACCUGUUCAAAGAGGAUACCUGCUGGUUGUGUUUGAACAAGGUGUAUCUGACAGGUGGAGAUCCAGAGGCAGAGCAGCAGCAGAGGGUCACGUUCUGGUUCAUCACCACGUUCAAACUCCUGUGAACCAGUACGAGCUUGGGGUUGGACAGGAUCCCUGGAAAGGAGAAGCUUCUGAGUGAGUUGACUGCACCUAUCACCCAAAAAACUCCCAGAUUUUUCCCCAAAUAUGUUGAGAACCAAGCUAUAUUUAUUUCUGUUGAAACAGGGCAUUAUAUACUUUUUUCCACCUCCAAUAGCAGGCAGCUCAAGUUCAUACUUUUUAAAACCAGUAUGCAGCUUCACACAUGACAAAAAGUGCAUGUCUUCAUGCAAAAGAGGGCACAGCCACACAAAGCCCACAGAUGUGUCCAGGAGAACCAACAAAAAUACUUUUGAACUACAGCUGCAAUUAAAAUAAUAGAAGUACAAAAGAUAAAUCAAACAUUAGGAGUGUUAAUGGUAGGAGAGAAUAACCUUAUAUGCUAUAUGAAAGGUAGCAUGUGAACCUGAAAGCAAAAGCAGUAUUUUAUUUGUGGCUGUAUGUAAAAAGGCAGAAUUAACCUUGUGUAAGCAGAUUGAACUUUUGAAUAGUAGCAGAGACCUUGAUGGUCUAUCAAAUUUGUUUCCUUUUAUGAUAUUAUACAAAUAAAUUUGCAGUAAAAACUUGUCUUUUCAUAGAAAAUGGUACUAAACUACUCAUAACUAAAAUAACAACAUUUCUAGUGGGAAAAAAUAUUUUAACAACUUAAAGCAAUUUUGACUGUACAGAGAGGUCAGCAAAGAGACUGUUAACUUCGUAUAGAAACUUGUAAACUGCCUCACUGCACAGACAGGCAAAAGAUUUAAUUAUACAUGAACUUUUCAGACAUUUUUAAAUCCCUUCCCCGCUUUUUGGUUAACAGUCAAUUGCAGCACAUAUCUCAAAAUCAACAAAAGUGAACUUACCUUUGCCACUUGCAGUAGUUUUCUGUAUCUGCUGAGACAUUUGAGCUAAGAGAAGAAAAAGAAAAGCUUUCAGGUGAGAAACAGUGGUUCUGGUUUAGAAAGAUUUGGAGUAGGAAAGAAGCAUGUCCUUGGCUUACGGUAGGAAAACAGCAGAAUUGUGAGAAAAAACAUUUUCUUGUACUGGGCAAGAGAGCUGGUGGAGUUACAUGACAGAUCUUUCUUUCAAAAGAGAUCGAGGAGUGGCUCCAGGGCUUGAGGAAGUUCUAUAUAUGGAAACAGUGCUGAUCUCUACUGAUGUUUCUGUGAAGAGUUUUUUGUCAUGUUCCAUGCACAUUUAGCCUGUGGCAGGCAGGGUAGUGACAGAGUGAGGAGCAGCAGUUUGGGAUGCAGGUAAAUGUUGCCUAGAGUUGUUCUAGGAUACAAUCAGCAGUUUUCCAUGUGAGUUGGGUGGUAGAACCAUGCUGCCAUGUAUGGAAUCAUAGAAUCACUGAGGUUGGAAGAGAACUCUCAGAUCAUUGAGUCCGACCAUUGCCAGGUCCACCACUAAACCAUGUCCCCAAGUGCCACAUCUACACAUGUUUUAAAUCCCUCCAGGGUUGGUGAUCCCACCACUUCCUGGGACAGCCUGGGCUUAACAGCCUUUCCCAUGAAGAAAUUUUUCCUAAUAUCCAGUACGAACCUCCGCUGGUACAACUCGAUGCUGUUUCCUCUUGUCCUAUCACUUGUUACUAGGGAGAAGAGACCAACCCCCAUCUGGCUACAACCUCCUUUGGGUAGUUUUUAUGGUACUGUUCCUAAAAGGGAAUGAGAUCAAUCACUGAUCCGUAUCAAAAAGUCACAUGUUUGCCACAGACAGUGCAAGUGAUCAUAUGGCUGAGACUAAGGAAGUAUGUGGUACUGAGUGUUUUUUAGCAGCAAUAUAAUUAAAAAAAGCAGUCCAGAAAAAAGAGAGUAUCAAAUUUAGAGAAGUUUUAGGAUGAUAAUAAAUACUUAUAGCUAGCCAGCGUGUUUGGAAAAUAUUUUGGUCAAACUUCAAAUGUGAAGCUGUGAGGAAGUGAGACCUUGUAUUAGAUGCUACAGAUCUUAUAAAGAACUUGAGUUCAACAGCACUGCAUAAACAAACUUGAUGACUAAUUUGAUGAGCUAAUCCGUAAUACAAAUUACAGUCUUGGCAAGUAGAUGUUCUUUCCUUGUCAUCCUCUGGACAAAGUAAGUGUAAUCGUCAGCCAUACACGGGCAGUGCCUUCUGAGGGGCUCCAGGCCCUGGUGUAUAUGAGGAGGUGAUUGCUUACACAGAACAUGCCUUAAAAGAGUUGUUGUGAUCCUCAUCUUAUUUCCUGUUUCUUAGUUUCCAGUCUCUGAAGGCAGCAAGGCAGUCUGGAGGUGUAAUACAGGAUCCCUCCCAAAUCCUCGGCUCUUGCAGCAUUGCAAAACUUCCUCACAGAAUGUGUGUGCACUUCCUUCCUCCUUGUUUUUCUUUUCUUUUUAAUUUUAGGGGUGGAGGGGAUUUGUUUUGUUUUGUUUUUUUAAUUUCUUCUAAGACAAUCUCCACCCUCCCCUCACAAGUGUUUCUGGUUUGGAAACGCUGACAGCAAACCACAAGGGCGGAACAUCUUUUCACAGCUGUCAGGAAGCACGUGUGAAAAUGCAGCUGUUGGGGGAAGAACUGUUGGGGUGUUUGUGCAUUUUCCUGUUGUGGGAGCCUGUUCUUGUCAGAAACCCACACACACAGUCCCUGAGACACUGGCAGCCUGGGAUUGUGUCCCCUCAGAGGCCCUGGAGGUGCUCACCCACCACCCAAUGCUUUUCUCUUUCUAAGAAGCUGCUUCAUGCUGUGUGUGGGCAAUGGGGAGUGGUUACACAGCAAGUGUGAAUUUGGCCGUGCCUUUCAAAAAAUAAAAGUCUGGUAGUCACCAGGAUCUCUCAUCUACAGCAGCUUCAGUGGUGUUUGUGCAGGUUCCCUCGGGAUGCACAGCCUGGGUGUCCAAAGAGGACGAGUCCAAAGGCCUGGUUUCUGUUUGGAAUUGAGUUUACUUCCAUGCUGAUUGUUUUUCUGGCAGGGGUGACUAUUGACUUUGGACUAAGGUGAUGUUGCUUUGUUCAGCAUGUACACAGAGAGUUUUAUGCCAACAGUAAGAUAUUGUGUAAGCUCAGAGUUCCCUUUUUAUUAGAUGUACAAAUUUUCUGCCUGCAAUUAAUGUGGCUGUACAUGUAAGAAGAACUGAAUAAAUUUAGCAGAGUAAAGAACAUGACAUUACAGAACAGAAGCCAUCCAGCCAAAACAAGUAAGUUAAAAAGUCAGAAAGGGAAAUAUGUAUCACUUGGUGCUGUGACAAUAUUCUGCCUCAAGCGAGCAGGUGGAAGAGAAUAAAACCCAAACUGAGCUUUCAUUCACAAGGUCAGUGAAGGCUUGAGAAUGUAAAUAGUGUGAUAGUGUUCUGUAGUAAGGCUGUGAAAGCUUCACACUGUGUCUGUUCUAUCACAGGCUACCAGGGAAAUUUGCAUUUUUCAGCAGAAUUAUGAAAGUUAUUCCCAGCCCCAGUUUCUCAUCCUGAGAGGUUCUGGAGGAGCAUCUGCUACAGUAGAUAUCUGCAGAAGGUUUGCUAGAAAUCACCAUGUACUGACAGCUAUGUCUGAUGAUGAAUUAAAUUAAGGCUCUUGUUUUGUCUGCAGAAAGGUUUUAGUGAAAUAGCUUGAUCCUCACUGAAUACCGUAUUUUUACACUCCUGUAAAAAUAGCUGUGGGAGCCAGUCUGCUGUUUAUUUUAACUACUUGAUGUUUGUGAGAGGAUUGUUUUUCUGGAGGACAAUUAAGAGUAGAAGAGGAAAUUAUCUCUUCUAUAUGGAUAUUUAAGGUGGCUUUAAAUUUCUUGCAGUGAUGCUCAGGUUCUGAAUGAGAAUUUUGUUGUGACUGGUUUUCAGUUAACUGCAGGUUGCAAAGGACAUGUCAGCAGGUGAAAAGAACUUUUGGGCACCCAGUUUGAUAACCUAGCAGCUCCCACAUCUCCCAGAGAUGAAAUGUGGUAUGUCUGUCCUCUGAAUCCUCUCCCAAAACUGGAAAAAGAAAGAAAGAAUUUGGAUGAGACAUGGAAAACUGGGGUUACUAAUACAUUUCUCAUGGGAUAAAUUCAGACAUCACUGUAUGAAGAGUGUUCCAGAGAAAUGUGUUCAGGAAUUGCUGUAAGAGUGCUGUGGUUGAAAAAUAUGGAGUACUCUCUUAGUCAGCUUAAUCAGCCUUCUUUACAAACUCACAGUUGUAAUUUUAACUUUUUUCUGCUGCCUAACCUCUGAUAAAAGUUAACUUUUUUUUUUUCCUUAGAAAACAUACUGAAUGAAAAGAAAAAUGCUAAAAAAAAUUAAAUCUGCCAGGACUCUUAUCUGGUUUUCAUCCCUUUUCAAACCUCUGGUGGUGUACUCUGAGGUGUCUCUGAGGAGUAUCUGCCCCUCUGUGCAGUUUAACCAGCAGUUACAUGAGUGGCAGCACUGGCUGUGUGUGGGCACCUGCUGCAGGAGUGGACAGCGGGUAAAAAUGCCCUCGAGGAGCUGAGUCACUCACAAGCUGCUGGCACAAGGAAAGGUCAAGGUGGUAUCACAGGCCACAAAAAUAAUGGAAUCAUAAAUUGAUUUUGAAAGAAGGAAUUUCUCUCCUUUUAUCCAACUGAUGAGCUGAAUUUACUUCUUGGAUUUUGGUCAACACCAGCGGGAUUUUCCUCUCCACGACAAUGUCGAGGCUGGGCAGGAAUGUGACAGUGUAAUCAGCCUGUAAGAUCUUCUGGAAUGUACUUCUCUUGGGAACGACAUCUCCCAACAGCCUCAGGUUCAGAACUCUACACUCAGGAUAAAGUUUUUACUUUCAACACAGUUGAAAUCAAGGUUGAGCCAUCUUUCAAAGUGAGGAAUGGAGCUCCCAUGUCAAUUAUCUGCCACGCUGAUAUCAGCAAAAGUGCUGAUUUCCAGCUGAAGUAUAAUUUUACGAUUUUUAAGGACCGCAGGCUCGUGUUUAUGACUGUGUCAGACACAGGAGAUGCACGGUAUGAAGUACCUGUGGCCAAAUCUUCAGACACAGGAGACUAUCAGUGUACUGUGAAAGCAGAUAAAAAGACAGGAUCGAGUGACCCCGUCCACGUUUGGGUAACAGGAAUGACCAAGCCAACCCUGACUGCUGACAAAAGAGAUGUUUUGGAGGGUGAAGUUGUGAAGUUACGUUGUGAGCUGCCUGAAGAAGAACCUCCUUUACAGUUCUGUUUCCGAAAGAUAAAGACGAAUUCAACGCCUAGAGAAACAUGUGUACCUGAACCUUACACAAAUUUUUCUGUACUGGAGGUUUCUGUUGAAGAAGGAGAUAAUAUUUUACAAUUUGAUUGUUUUGGUAGGAGAAAUGUAAAACUUGAAUGGGAAGACUCAGCACACAGCAACAAAACCCUCGUUACAGUCAGGGAACCAUUUAUAAAGCCCACUCUGACCACCGUGCCCUCAAGUAAUGUUACAGAAGGAGACCAAAUACAAUUUGAAUGCUCAACUGUAGUAGUUCGAAUGCAUGACAUUGAAAUCAUCCUCCAGAAAAACAAAUCAAUACUGAACAGUGUACAAGAUAAGAAACUUCUGAGAUACUCCACAGUAGCUACUCUAGAGGACAGUGGUGAAUACCUGUGUAAGGUGGAGCAAGGGGGAGCAUCUAAAACCACCAAACUGAAUGUUGUCGUGUCAGAGUUAUUUCCCAAGCCAACACUGGUUGCUUCUAUGACUAAGCUGGAUAAGAAUAAAGAAUUAAUUUUGAAUUGCAGCAUUAAUGGUUUUCAGAAAGCUAACUUCUCUAUCAUACGGAAAAACGCCAAUGGAGACAUCCCACUGAAAAAUUCUCAAACCUUAAAAAUGAGAGUUAAUGUGAAUGAUACUGGAUCUUAUACCUGUAAAGCUGAAGUAAAAGGAAUAGUCAAGGAGAGCAAACCUGUAAGGAUAAAUGUUUAUGCUCCAGUCUCCAAGCCAACUCUUUCCGUCGCCGGCGGUUUGCCGGAGGUGGUGCUGGGGAAGCCUCUGCAGUUGAUCUGCCACUCAGUGAUGGGAACACCACCAAAAACCUUCAGGUUCUACAAAGGAGAUGAUGUCGAGAAAAUAGUCAUUAAUGACACAUAUGCUACUUUCUUGGAUGAAAAUAUCAGACUAAAUGACCAAAGAGGAUACAGAUGUGAUGCCAGAAAUAAUCACUCCAGUGGUGUGAAAACCAGCGAUAUCCUGAACGUCACAGUAGUAGUGCCAGUCAGAGAUGCCAGCUUGGGCAGUGUUCCAUAUGGAGAAGUGGAAGAUGGCAGUGAGAUUGCUUUUCUCUGCUCUGUGAAAGAAGGGUCUUUGCCAAUCCUGUUCAGGUUUUUUAAAAAAACUGAUAAUGAGGUUCUUCUGUUUGAAAAAAUUGAACAUAGAGACAGAGCCAUGUGGCACAAGGAAACAAUGAAGAGGCAGGACACGGGGACAUAUUAUUGCGUGGCCUCGAACCGAGCCAACGUGGACGUGAGGAGCCAGCCCAUAACCAUCAGUGUCAUCUUGGCAGCUUGGAAGAAAGGAGUCGUUGCUGCAUUGGUCCUGAUAACCAUUGCAGGAGCGGGAGCACUCGCCUUGUGGUGGUUUUUGCGUAAGAAGAAAAAGGCUAAAGGACCAUCCAUGGAGAUGUCUGGUUCAGCCUUGGCUGCAAACUUGACAAGUGAAAAACUGGCAAGACAGCCCAAUGAUGGAGACUAUUAUUCAGGAUCAGGUUACAUUGAAGAUAGUGAAAAUCACAUGAAAUCAACAGAUGAGAAUAAAGGACCUGACCUUGAGAGUGCUGAGGUGGAGUACACUGAAGUUGAAGUAUCAACGCUUGAUCCUCACAGAGCUCCUGUACAGAAGGGGACUGAAACAGUUUAUAGUGAAAUCAGAAAAGCUAAUAAUGAUUCUAUGGAAAACAGGCAUUCUAGAAUAUCAGGGCAUCCUGAUGCUACUUAGAACAGUCAUCUCAAAGAUCAGCUGGGAGAAGAAAACAAGCCAAGAUGGAAGAUGUUGCAAAUGUUUCAAAGGCUCUGCAGCAGUUAUUUAUGAGUUUGCCAGACUCUUCUUUUCAAAGUUUAUUUCCUUAGGGGGAACAAUAGAGAUGUUCCUAAAGCAUUUAAUGGAAAAAAUUGCGAAUAAAAAUUCUCAUAGGAAAGUGGCUCUAGAAACCACUGACCCAGGUUCUCAUUUUUAUUUUCUCCUGCUAAUGCAAUUUAGCCUUUUUUUUUGCCUCCAAUUCAUCAUUCUCUGAGGAAACAAAAGGGGAAGUUACAGCUGAGGAAGCACAUUUCUACAGUGCAGUGACUGCUGGGAUGCCAGUAGGACGUAGAAAUAUCUAAGCUUGCUUUGAACUUGCUACCUUGGUUAUCAGUGACACUUCUGUGGCAGAGCAGAGCUCAGCACAGCUUGGCCAGCCAUGGAUGUACUUUCUGAUCCUGCAGCUUGUGCUGAACUCCCUGUGCUGCAGCAGCUGGACUGCUACCAGGCUUGGAGCCAGCUCACUUUUAGCCCUGGGGAUGCUUCACUGCAGGGAGGGCCUGACAGAAGAGAGAGCUCUGGGUGCUCGAAAAACUUGAAUAACUGUUGUGAGAUUCAGACUUUACCAAGUGCUUCUAUCAGGAGGGGCACAAAUAGUCUUUAUUCUUUGCUAAACUGCUUUUCCUCUUUAGAAGGUCUGGUGCUUGUUGGUUAGUUUGGUGUGAUGGUUCUUCAAGAAAUGAUUGUCCAUCACAGUUGUUUUGGAUGAUUCUAUGAUAGGUCUUCAGGGAGUGGAUAUACUGCACCCAGGUCAGUGAGUUUAUACCUGAAAAUCCUGUUAUGUAUAAUCUUUAUUCCUUUGAUUUUAGGAGCGAUCUGAAGUCAUACUUGUGCCCAGUUUCUCCAGUAUGGAACUCCAUACCUAACCUUUUUCUGUAUAGCAUGAUAAACCACUAACAUGGAUCCAGUCUGGACCUGGAUCUAAUCUCUGCAGCCCAUGUUUAUCUCAGCUGCAUUAGUUUAAAAAAAGAACACAAAACAAACCAGAAAAAAUGCUGUCCCCAGCCCCAUAACCAGCUGGCCUUUGGCACUGCAAUUGCUCUCCUUUUCUUACUGCAGAUUAAAUUACUACAAGAUCUGGGCCACAGGUAAGAAGGUUCUCAUUUUAAUUAGAAAAUAGUGAAAGAAAGGCCGUGGAUUGUGUAUACAUACAUAGUUACUGCUUUAAGCAUUGCAUCAAGGGUGCAAAACAACCACAGAACACAAAAGGGUUUUAUAUCCUCAUUCCAAGUGUUUAAAUUUUCAAGCUCCAGUUACUGGCUAAUAUCUCUAAUUUAUUGUUCCCUGUGCAAAUGUUGUUUGUAUCACAAGCCUGUCACAACUGACUGACUUCACAGCUCUUUCUGUUGACAAAUGUUCCUUCAGCAUCCCACGAGUGUCCAUGCAAAUGCCUUAGUAUAAGGAAUGUGAAAAGGUAUUUUAAUAAAGAAAACUCUGAAUUGAA
Pipra filicauda (Wire-tailed manakin) is the source of this 10759-nucleotide messenger RNA. RefSeq names its product platelet and endothelial cell adhesion molecule 1 (gene PECAM1). Gene Ontology annotation, biological process: cell surface receptor signaling pathway. NCBI's taxonomy places the organism in Eukaryota, Metazoa, Chordata, Aves, Passeriformes, Pipridae. Bases 7036 to 9234 code for a protein of 732 amino acids. The record is from RefSeq and is a predicted model, not a curated record. Gene Ontology annotation, molecular function: transmembrane signaling receptor activity. The transcript is spliced from 18 exons.